Molecule: messenger RNA, 7395 nt
Organism: Dalotia coriaria
Lineage: Eukaryota; Metazoa; Arthropoda; Insecta; Coleoptera; Staphylinidae
Exons: 8
Coding region: 2801-5971 (1056 amino acids)
Source: RefSeq, a predicted model, not a curated record
CUCUGCAUUAAAAAUGAAUGUAUGUACAACAAUUAUUGGAAAGCGCCAACGAGGUUGCGGAAGGUUACAAGAGUAUCGCGAAAAAGCACGUAGAAGUAGAUUACGAUGUGAAUCCGCUGAUUAGUACUAGACGUUAUCACGGUGGAAAAGAUUAUUCCCUAGAUUUAACACGCAACAAUACACAACUACUAAUAAAUAAAAUUUGAGUAUUGCUGACAGAGGGUGUUUAUAAGCCAAUUAUUGCCAAGUUGCCACUUUCUAAGUACUUAUUACCUAGGACCAAGUCAAUGACAAAUAGACAAAGCUGUCUAAGCUUUUUUGGUAUGAACAACUUCAGAAAUGGAUACUGUAAUAUGGAUACAAGAGGGCUGCAGCUGAAAAGGACAAAGAUUGGGUGUCAGAGGUGCUACAGAAUGAUUCAUAUGAUGAUCAAUUUGCCCACAAAGUAAUGGUAGCAAAGAUUGAUGAACAUUGCAAAGACAAAGAUUAUCAAAGUACUGAAAGCAGGAUGGUUGAAUCCUGUUGCUUCAUCUGCAAAUGAAUUACAGACAGUUGUAACAGCAGCGAAAUCAUCCAAAAUAAACUACCAAAAGAGCAGGAAGCAAUCAACGUGCGCACGUGGAAGCAGAAAACCGAAGUUGCCGCCGAUAUCCGGCGACCCCGAGAAGCAAGAAAGUCUUAACCUGAUUGAUUCGGAUUUAACAAGAAGCCGAAAAUACAUAUUGAAAAAGUUGUACCCAUACAAUAAGGAGCAAAUUUAGCGGUCGGCGGAAAAUCACAUUACAGAACCCGGCAACAAGGGCCGUAAGCAUCGCUAAAGACCACCAUGUGUUUGAACGCUGCAUUGUAUAUACAAAAAUUUAAGUCAAGUAACCAAUUCACCAAUCCCCGCGUGAUGAUGGUCACCUUGGUGGAGUACUGUGGAUAGCCGUGCUCCAGACGGUCAGCAUAGCUUGCUGAUCCACUUGGUGGCAAUCUCUCGGUCUGUCAAAUCGUUCAGUUGAACGUUGCAACAACAUUGUCCUUGCCAGUUUAGAGGUGUUCUAGACUUUCCCAACGGAUUGUUUCGUUUAGUUAGUUCGAUUUUUUGGAUAGCGCGAUUUACGUCUAUGUAAUUGGUUAUAAAUAAGUUAGAGUGUGAUAUAUCGAUAAAAAUAACCUAUGUUAACUUCAAUAUAGAAAUGUUUAAUUAAAAUACCAUGCAAGAGACCUGAAAAUAUUUUUAUGAUUGAAAUGUCAUGCAUGUUUUGCCGUGUUUUCGUGGCAAUUGCCCAAUGAGAGUGCGGGCUACCUGAAGUUGUUAAUUGGAUUCAUUGCCGUAGACUUUGAUGGCACUUGUUAGUGCCAUGGCUUGCUAUAUUCGAAACAUAUUCAAAAUCGAUCAAACAGUGCCAACGUCACCGAAAAUUGUUUCUUUGAUUUUCAGAAUGUCAAUGUUUGGUUCUACAGUUGACUGUACGUCUCUUUAGUGCAUGUGUUCAUACAAAAUUCAAUAUUUUCAAGUAUACUCGAAAUUGUGAAUAUGCCUGGCACUGGUUUGCGCAGCUAUGGACCCACGGCAACGCUCGAGAAGCAGGAUACAUUUGUACAACUUUGUACGCUGCCGGCACCAUGCACCCCUAUGUGGUCGCCGGAUUGGCAACAGGGGAGGACACCUUUUGAGCGUCUCCAUGUACAUCACGUCGUUACGCUCGCUUCAAGCCGUUGGUCGGACUGAGUCCGACGGACGCAUUGGACAUUACGCUAGAAACGGACCAUCAUCAGAGAGCCGCUGCGCUCCGAUUGACCUGGUCCUGCAGGCGUCACCUUCGUGCUAAUAGACUGGUCGAGUAUGAGGAAGCCGCGCACAAUCGCUACGGUCCGUACAUCUCUGCUGGUCACCAAAGCACAAUGGUGGCAAUAUCCGACUGACCAGUAUGGCCGCUACAAUGGUCACUGUACAGCACGACAUCACUGGGCUCAAGGAGCAUCGCAACCGGAACUGCGUCAAGUUCAUGCAUUCGCCGCAACACUCGCCGCAAACCUCCGCCGGGCAUUCGCGACAGGACAGGAACGGCAGCACUUACCAGUAUUGAAUACGAUAUUAGGAAAAUGUUGUUAGUACAGGCUCGCUAAUGAUCACUCUAUUGCCGCCAUUUGCAAUCGGUCAAUUAUAAUUUAUCGGACUACGAUUCCGAAUUUACGUCCAAGUGCUUGCGUUGUUCUUGUAUGAAUAAAUAAGCAGACGCGUGCGGCUUCUGCGCGCUGCGUUUAAUUUCAAUUUGAAAUUUUAAUGUCUUAUUAAUUUUGUGUUAAUUAAAUUAGAUAAAUUACGUCGGCCCAAAUUUGCCAGGCGAUGAAGAGAAGUGCACCGCACCGAUAGCAGGAAAAGAAUUCGCUGAGCGCGGUACUUAAAUCAGGGUUUAAUUAAAAUAAACGGACGAAUCAGAGUGUGAAUCAUUAGCGGUCUUGGUUUGAACGCGAUCUGCUGUGGCCGUAUUGGUGUCUAGGGAAUUAAACGAAUUUACAUAGGUUUUCACGCAUUUUUGCAUGUUUAAACAUUUCUGCCCGUCCAUGGAUUCAAGUAUUGCCACUUUGUUUGAAAUUUUGCUUAUUGCUAUGACGAUUCCGAGCAUAUGACAAAUCAGGAUUGUUCACUUUUUAAAUUUUGAAUUUAAUCAUUUGAAUCGCAUAGGCCAUGACCAAACAAAUGAUAUUUGUUACAAUAUUAAUAUAAAAAAUAUAUAUUCAACCGCGUUCAGAUCACACCGAGACACGCUCGUCGUUUUGAAAAAGUGUUUUAUUAAAAAAAAGUUUUAUUAUGGAUACUACGCCUCAGCGUCCGCAUUCUGAAACCAGGAUAGACCCGCGAAGGCUAUUCACCUCUAGGCAAGACUCAUUGGAAUCGGUCCGAUUUCAAUCUUCGACAUCACAGCAAACACCACACAUGAUGCAAACACCCACAUUACAACAGACACAACCAUCCGUGACUGAAACCCUUACACCAGAGCAAACUGCUUCAUCUAUGGUAGUACAAUCUCAUGCACCACAACAAAGACAAAUAUCAUCUUCAAUGAUGGGCCAAUCUAACACCUCUCAACAAAGAUCACUAUCAAGGAUGGAUCAAAUUCGCAAAUCGCAUCAAACACCAGCUGUAAUCACGGGCCUAAUGCGUACCGCGCAGCAAACACGAUCCCCAAUGGUAGGUCAAGCUUGUACAUCGCAGGAGACCUCAUCUUCAAUGAUGGUUCAAAUGCGUACUGCGGAGCAAACACCAUCUGCAAUGAUCAGUCAAUCUAUCUUGCCACAACAAAGACCAUCUUUAGUAAUGGGUCAAUCUCGUACACCGCAACAAAGACAAACAUCAUCUUCGAUUUCGGGUCAAAUUCGCACAUUGCAGCAAACUACAUCUUCAGGAACAUCAAUAAUGUCAAUAAUGGGUCAAGCUCGACCAACACAACAAACACCAUCUUUAGUAAUGGGACAAUCUCGUCCAAUACAACAAGGACAACCAUCAACGAUGGGCCAAAACCGAUUAGCACAGCAAACACAAUCUUCAAUGACAGGUCAAUCCCGUACACUUCAGCAAAUGCCACGAGCAAUGAUAGGUCAAACCCGCAACCAACAACAACCAUCAAUGAUGAUGGGUCAAGCUCGACCAACGCAGCAAAGACCAUCUUCAAUGAUGGGUCCAAACCAUACAAGACAACAAACAUCGGUUAUAGCACCAUCUCGUCCAACACAACAAGAACAUUCAUCAAUGAUAUGCCAAAUCCGCCCACAACAAACCCCAUCUUUAGUUAUAGGAUCAUCACGACCAACACAACAAGAACACCCAUCAAUGGGUCACACUCAUAAACUACGGCAAACACCAUCAUCAACGAUGCUUCAAUCUGGCGCACCGCUACAAAGACAAUCAUCAAUGAUUAGUCAGACUCGUACACUACACCAAACACAGUCUACAACGAUGAUUCAAUCUCGUACACACCAACAACAACAAAGACCACCGUCAAGGAUGGGUCAACUCCGCACCUCGCAACAAACUCCAUCUGCAAUGAUGGGUCAAACGCGUACUCCACAACAAGCGCAAUCUUCAAUAAUGGUUCAGUCUGAUACACCACAACAAACACAAUCUGUAAGGGUUGUUCAAUAUCGUUCAUCUCAGCAAACACAAUCCGCAAUGAUGGGUCAAACCCGCAACGCACAACAAGCACCAUCUUUGGUUAUGGGACAAUCUCGUCCAACACAACAAGGACAACUAUCAAUGAUGAGCCAAACCCGAACACUGCAGCAAACACAAUCCUCCAUGAUGGUCCAAUCUCAUACAUCACAGCAAAGACCCCAAUCAAUUAUGGGCCAACAGCAAAUCCCAUCUUCAAUGAUGGGCCAAGCCCGUAGACCACCACAAUCGUCAAUGAUGGUCCAAUCCCGUGCACCACAAACAAGGAUGGUAGCACGUCCACCCAGACCACUAAUAGACUACCGCUCCAUACCAAUAGUAACUCAAUGUAUCUCAACCCGCUGGGACACAGAUAAUCUUGUACCUUACUAUAAAUACACUACACCUAAUACGAUGAAUCCAUCAACGACAACCUCACCAGCAAACCCACCUCGACCAGUACCUUCUGCCAAGCCCUGCAAUUCUGACCUACCUCAAGCUACAAAUCGUACUGUGUUAGAGGUAAUUCGCCAUCGCAUGAACGCUUCGAAUUCGAACACACAGAUCGGAACGGCUACUGAUGGUACAGGACCAACUCCCAACAUGGAAGAAGAAGACGGUUGGACCUCUGGGCACUCCUUCACUAACGAUAUGCAUCCAGUGAAGCUCCCCAAAGAAACUCGCAAUGCAAUGAUGCGAGCUCCUCUACCUCCAAACUUGGGGAGACCGGUCAUAAGUCAGCAAACACCAGAACCAAGAAGAAUCGCGCCACAACCUGUCAGAGAAAUAAACCCAAUUAAUGUUGUUAAUGAGCAGAUACAGAAGAAAGAGACUGAGUACAAAGUGCCAUGUCCAAUCAAUAUUCUGUGCGACAAGGGAAUACAUGUUGGAGAGUGCGACGAGGCAAUAAAGGAUAAAGUUCUUGCUUCUUUAGAUCGGAUGGCCACUUGCACCUCGGAUUAUACCGAACUGGAUUUCAGAGUACCAUCAGACCAAUGCGACAAUGGGGCAAUGGGGGCUUUCUUAUACAACUAUGAAGGGCCAAGUUUCUCCUCGUCGUUGAAUGACUCGUUCGAGUUUGCAUUGCCAUGUAGCUCGUCACCCAGCCAGAUGGCCCUAGAUUGUCUCAUCGAAAAUGGUCUACUUCAACCGGAGUGGAACCUUUCAGAAAAUCCACCAAUUAUUCCGAUUUCAUUAGACACUGUGCCUAUAAUGUUUGAAAACUCAAUUGAUUCACUCCCAGUUGAUUACAUAUGUAACACCGAAGAAGAGCCAACUACUAAUGCUGACAAUACAACAGAAUCUCCCUCAGAUAGACCCGAGCACGAUGAGACUUGGCCAUUCAACUUAUCAUCUACAACGGAAUCAGUGCUGCGUGAUCUAUUCACGUUUGAGGCUUUAACGGAGGACGGAAUCGUACCUUCGAAUAUUUUUACAGGUGAUGCUUCUAUUGCAACCGCCAAUACUCCUCCUGUUGAAGAGCCAACAGAAUCAUUUUGUGUUAAUGGCAUGAUUGCGGAACCGGCUGGGUCCCCCGAAUUUAAUGACUUAUUGUCUUUCGUCACACCCUUUAACACGGAAACUGUGCAGUUCUCCGACGAAGAAAUGUUUCAGCUUGACUAUGUGAUGGAUUUUGAUGAAACAUUACUCUCUGAGGUAAUGUUGGACUUGGAUGAUCUGUCGGACACCGUUCUGGAUCUAGACGUUAUGUCAACUCCGGAGUUCUUGGAAGUUUAUAAUGAUUUGAUGGACGGACUGCCACCGACAAUGAGGGAGCCUUUACAGCCGUCGACAUCUGGAGAGCCCCCAUUGUCAUCCGACAAGUGUGAGUAGAAAGUCUACCUUUUGUGUCGGCUCAAAUUGCCACGCCAACUCUUUUGCCACUCUGAAACCAUGUUGCUUCUUCAAGUUGGAAAACAUUUCACGUUCAUUGCUUGCUAUUUACAUUAUUUGUCAACGUUUGAAAGCGCUCACAAGUGACCGAAUCAAAAGCAGAUACGCAGAGGCAUACAUAUGGGUUAUUGUAGCGUUAUGAAAUACGAUUUUGUUUCACGAAUCGCGUAUACGUCUUGAGUCUUCUAUCUGUCUUCUUGGUUGUUGUUGCUUCACGUUUCUUCGUGGUAGCGGAGUGUGCAAGCCAUGCUCUGGUUUGCAAAACAAUCAUUCGAUACACGCAAGUAAACAUAGCCGUGGCUUGUCGCCGGCGUGAGUAGCCGAUAGAUAACACGCGGCCAGUCAGACGGUUAAUUUAAAAGUUUAAACAAGUUUUAUUAACUUACACUCGGAAGCAAGCUAGCGUGGAGCGAUCGUUGUACUUUGGUACUUCAGGCACGACGGCCAUUUUUCGAACACGUUCGCAAUUUUUGAUUGUGGCUUAUCUCAUUAACAAUUAUUAUGUUUUGUUGAAGUGGUUCCUAAUUGAUCGAUUAUGUUUGGCAAAAAUGAUUUUUCUUUGAAUUACAAUCUAAUAAAAAUGUUGCGAUAAACAUUUCGAAGUUCUAAACAUUGUUCAUGCGUUUAAAACAAUGCGAUACUUAUUUCAUUGUUCAAAUUUGUUACAAUUACUAAAAUGCCGACAAAUAUCCGCGAAUUCGUUAAAUAACAUUCUACUAGGAUUAAUUAUAAUUAGACUUUAAAUGUUAUAGGAAAUAUUUCAGAGUGGCAAUCGUAUUUACAAGUCUGUAGUUAUUGUUCUAAAAAAUAUUUUAUUUUUGGUUUAGCAUAUCGCCUAUAUAAAAAUAACGACUUUAAAUCUUGUGCCUGCGACAAGGUUUUUUUUUAAUAUUAUUGAUUCUUGCUUAACCAUAGUAAUUAAUGACUGCUUAACAAUCACUGAUAAAUUGUACCAUUCUACAUAUUCUGCUUACUCUGUAAGCAUGUUGUUCAUUGUGAGUAACGCGUGCCAUUGCUGACUAGUCAUAUGCUGUUAAAUAGCGCAAUUAUUAGUACCUAAUUACAUUUUCAAGGCACCUAAUUGAUCGUGAUAAUUGUACGGAAUUACCUACUAUUAUUGUUAAUUGAAUUUGUUGAAAAUGUAUCACUUCUGUUCUGUUCAAUAAAUGUUUUGUUUGUUAUGUGUUGUCAUGUUGCAAAGAUGGUUUACGCACAUUGUUUCAUCCUUUAUAUAUAUAUUGCUAUGGUUUUGGUGGUGUGGUCCCGUUUUAAAAAAAUCGACAUUAUUAUAUGUAUUUUACUCUUAACUUUCUCUUCUUGUAACUGUUGAAAAAAGUGCAAUAAAGAUUGAUUUACUUGUAUAA